Messenger RNA from Globicephala melas (long-finned pilot whale), 5879 nucleotides. It is a transcript of the gene NID1, whose product is annotated as nidogen 1. Gene Ontology annotation, molecular function: calcium ion binding. Gene Ontology annotation, biological process: cell-matrix adhesion. Lineage: Eukaryota; Metazoa; Chordata; Mammalia; Artiodactyla; Delphinidae. The record is from RefSeq and is a predicted model, not a curated record.
GCGGGAUACGCGGAGGGGCUGCCGAGGGGCGUCCGGUUACAUCUCCGCCUUCCUCAGCCUCCGGCCGCAGAGCCCCUCGGUUUGCGGGACGGCAGUCCGGGAACAUGUUGGCCGCGGUACGCCGGAGCGGAGCUGCGUGGACGCGGGCGCUGCUGCUGCAGCUGCUGCUGGCGGGGCCCGGGGGCUGCCUGAGCCGCCAGGAGCUCUUUCCCUUCGGCCCCGGGCAGGGGGACCUGGAGCUGGAGGCCGGGGACGACCGCGUCUCCCCAGCCCUGGAGCUGAGCACUGCGCUCCGCUUCUUCGACAAAUCCGACCUCAACUCGGUCUACAUUACCACAAAUGGCAUUAUUGCCAUGAGUGAGCCCCCAGCCGAAGAAUCCCAUCCUGGGCUGUUCCCACCGACCUUCGGAGCAGUCGCCCCUUUCCUGGCGGACUUGGACACGACAGAUGGCCUUGGGAAGGUUUACUAUCGGGAAGACUUAUCUCCCUCUGUCACUCAGUUGGCAGCGGAGUGUGUCCAGAGGGGGUUCCCGGAAGUCUCUUUCAAGCCCAGGAGCGUGGUGGUUGUCACUUGGGAAUCCGUGGCUCCCUACCAAGGGCCCAGCAAGGACCCUGCCCAGGAAGGCAAGAGAAACACAUUCCAGGCUGUUCUGGCCUCCUCUGAUUCCAGCACCUACGCCAUUUUCCUUUAUCCUGAAGAUGGUCUGCAGUUCUAUACGACAUUCUCAAAGAAGGAUGAGAACCAAGUUCCCGCAGUGGUUGCUUUCAGCCAAGGUUUAGUAGGAUUCAUAUGGAAGAGUGACGGAGCUUAUAAUGUAUUUGCUAAUGACAGAGAAUCACUUGGAAACUUAGCCAAGAGCAGCAACUCUGGGCAGCAGGGCAUCUGGGUGUUUGAGAUUGGGAGUCCGGCCACGGCCAGUGGCGUGGUGCCCUCGGACGUGAACCUGGGAUUGGACGAUGGAGCAGAGUAUGAUGAUGAGGAUUAUGACUCGGUGACACCUCUGAGCCUGGAGGACACGGGCACCACAUCCUUCCCCUAUGAGGCCCGGAGAAAGGGAGACACUGGCACAUACAACGUGCCCAGUGACCUGCCCCCCCGCCGCCUGGCUACUGAGAGACCCCCUGGACCUCCCACGGAGAGGACCAGAUCUUUCCAGCUGCCAGCGGAGAGGUUUCCCCAGCAGCAACCACAGGUCAUAGAUGUGGAUGAAGUUGAGGAAACAGGAGUUGCAGUUUUCAGCUACAACACAGAUUCCCGCCAGACGUGUGCCAACAACAGACACCAGUGCUCUGUGCACGCAGAGUGCAGGGACUUUGCCACCGGCUUCUGUUGCAGCUGUGUUUCCGGCUACACGGGGAAUGGCCGGCAGUGUGUUGCAGAAGGUACCCCCCAGAGAGUUAACGGCAAGGUGAAAGGGAAGGUCUUUGUGGGGAACAGCCAAGUUCCCAUUGUCUUUGAGAACACCGACCUCCACUCCUACGUGGUAAUGAACCAUGGGCGCUCCUACACAGCCAUCAGCACCAUUCCUGAGACCAUCGGGUACUCUCUGCUUCCUCUGGCCCCUAUUGGAGGCAUCAUUGGAUGGAUGUUUGCCGUGGAGCAAGAUGGAUUCAAGAAUGGGUUUAGCAUCACAGGGGGCGAAUUCACCCGCCAGGCUGAGGUGACCUUUGUGGGGCACCCGGACAAGUUGUUCAUUAAGCAGCAGUUCAGCGGUAUUGACGAGCACGGACACCUGACCAUCGACACGGAGCUGGAGGGCCGAGUGCCGCAGAUCACCUUCGGCUCCUCGGUGCACAUUGAGCCCUACACGGAGCUCUACCACUACUCCCACCAGGUGAUCACAUCAUCCUCCACCCGGGAGUACACAGUGAUGGAACCCGAGCGGGAUGGCACUGCCCCUUCUCACGUCCACACUUACCAGUGGCGCCAGACCAUCACCUUCCAGGAGUGCGUCCACGACGACUCCCGGCCGGCCCUGCCCAGCACCCAGCAGCUCUCAGUGGACAGCGUGUUUGUCCUGUACAACCAGGAGGAGAGGAUCUUGCGCUAUGCUCUGAGCAACUCUAUUGGUCCUGUGAGGGACGGCUCCCCUGAUGCCCUUCAGAAUCCUUGCUACAUCGGCACUCAUGGGUGUGACAGCAAUGCAGCCUGUCGCCCCGGCCCCGGGACCCAGUUCACCUGCGAGUGUUCCAUCGGCUUCCGGGGAGACGGACAGACCUGCUACGAUAUUGACGAAUGUUCAGAGCAGCCCUCGGUGUGUGGGAGCCACGCAAUCUGCAAUAACUACCCAGGAACUUUCCGAUGCGAGUGUGUGGAGGGUUACCGGUUUUCAGAGGAGGGAACGUGUGUGGCUGUCAUGGACCAGCGCCCCAUCAACUACUGUGAGACUGGCCUUCAUGACUGUGACAUCUCUCAGCGGGCCCAGUGCAUCUAUUUGGGAGGCUCCUCCUACACCUGCUCCUGUCUGCCAGGCUUCUCUGGGGAUGGCAGAGCCUGCCAAGAUGUGGAUGAAUGCCAGCUAAGCCGAUGCCACCCUGAUGCCGUCUGCUACAACACUCCAGGGUCCUUCACGUGCCAGUGCAAACCUGGUUAUCAGGGAGACGGCUUCCACUGCGUGCCUGGAGAAGUGGAGAAAACCCGAUGCCAGCAUGAACGAGAACACAUCCUCGGGGCGGUGGACCCCCAGCGCCCCCGGCCUCCGGGACUGUUUGUUCCCGAGUGUGAUGAGCACGGAUACUACGCGCCCACCCAGUGCCAUGGCAGCACUGGCUACUGCUGGUGUGUGGACCGCGACGGCCGCGAGGUGGAGGGCACCAGGACCACGCCCGGGAUGAGGCCACCGUGUCUGAGUACAGUGGCUCCCCCGGUUCACCACGGACCCUCAGUUCCUACCGCCGUGAUCCCCCUGCCACCUGGGACCCACCUACUCUUCGCCCAGACCGGGAAGAUAGAGCACCUCCCCCUGGAGGGAAACACCAUGACCAAGACGGAAGCCAAGGCGCUGCUUCAUGCCCCGGAUAAAGUCAUCAUUGGACUGGCCUUCGACUGUGUGGACAAGAUGGUUUACUGGACCGACAUCAGUCAGCCUUCCAUUGGGAGAGCCAGUCUGCAUGGUGGAGAGCCAAGCACCAUCAUUCGACAAGAUCUUGGAAGCCCAGAAGGCAUUGCUCUUGACCAUCUUGGCCGCAACAUCUUCUGGACGGAUUCUCACCUGGAUCGGAUAGAAGUUGCAAAGCUGGAUGGGACCCAGCGCCGGGUGCUGUUUGAGACUGAUUUGGUGAAUCCCAGAGGCAUCGUGACGGAUUCCGUGAGAGGGAAUCUUUAUUGGACAGACUGGAACAGAGAUAGCCCCAAAAUCGAAACUUCCUACAUGGAUGGCACAAACCGGAGGAUCCUUGUGCGGGAUGACCUGGGUUUGCCCAACGGGCUGACCUUUGACGCUUACUCAUCUCAACUCUGCUGGGUGGAUGCAGGCACCCAUCGGGCCGAAUGCCUGAAGCCCGAUCAGCCCAGCAGACGCAAGGUUCUUGAAGGGCUCCAGUAUCCUUUCGCCGUUACAAGCUUCGGGAAGAAUCUCUAUUACACAGACUGGAAGACGAAUUCCGUGGUCGCUGUGGAUCUCGCUAUUUCCAGAGAGACGGAUUCCUUCCAUCCCCACAAAGAGACCCGGCUGUAUGGCAUCACCGCCGCCCUGUCUCAGUGUCCUGAAGGUCACAACUACUGCUCAGUGAACAAUGGUGGCUGCACCCACCUCUGCUUGGCCACCCCAGGAAGCAGGACCUGCCGUUGCCCUGACAAUACCCUGGGCGUUGACUGUAUCGAGCGGAAAUGAAGACGAGUGCCUCAUUCCCUCUCUAAAGUAUUUCACAGCAACACCCUACUUGAAAGGGUCCAGACUGAAAACUGUCUGACCUGGUGGCUAAGUGGACACCAGGUCCAGGGCCAACCCAGCCUGAACCCCAACAGCAUUGCCCUCACUGUUCCCCAAAACAUAUGCCCUGCACUUCUGGAAUGGGAAAGCCUCUACUCCUACGCAAAGACAGAAAACCUCCCUGACCCCAACCCGCAGACAAGCUUAUACAGCCCUGAGUGAAGAUUAUAUGCCCCAUCCUGGUGCUGGAAACUUUCCCCAACCUUAACACCCCAGUGGUGAGUAGAACCUCCCCAGGCCUGAACUGCCCCUUCCCUGUGGCCUUACGAGCUCAGCCUCACUCUGAGAUACCCAUCAUCCCGUCAGCUGCUGAACACACCAGCCAGGAUUGUCUAGGCAAGGCUGUGAGCAAAGGAGGGAGUUAGCCCUCCCACACUUUCGUCUUGGUGCUCUGAUUUCCCUUUUUAUACUCCUGGCUUUUAACCCCUGAGUUCUGUACCACCUGCAUCCUGCCCAAGGCCCACAUUAUAGAGAGCAAGCCCUGCUUUUUGGUCAAAACCCACCCUGUCCGAAGGAUACAUGGGUAUUUGGUGGAUGAUACUGAGAAGCCUCUCCCAGCUAAAUUAUUGGCAUUUCAGCAGUCGUCUUUGGUAGUCAAAUGCUCAAAUCAAAGGAGUGUCCUGUAGUAGGACUUUCAAUGUGUAGAGUCAGAUGUUUGAGGAUGGGGAGUCUAUAGAUGUGCCUUAAAUUAUACCAAAGAUUACCAGAGCACUUGGAUCCUAGCAUCUGGUCUCUGGGGUGGCACAGCCCCACUGCUGGCACCUGUAUCCAGCCUCCUAAUGGAGACCCAUCUGAGACACAGGCUGGGGCUGGUACCAGAGAUGACACCCCCUAUAGUCCCUCACCUCUGGCCUCCACCCAUGAGAUCCAAUCUACAAUCAACCAUAAGCUUUCUUCUCCUUUGUUUCUCCCUCUAUCCAUGGCCCUUGCUGGCUGUAUUCUCAUGCAAAAUCACAAUCCAGGAGGGCCAAACUGAGUAUUUAUACUAGUGAUCCAGACCAUUUAUUGUUCAUUGGUGUAAUUAAAAGGACCAUUGCCACAUUUCAUGUGUAUGUUUCUACAGUUUGUUUAGAAAACCUCUCCUGACUAUAUAUAGCUAGUGGGUUUUUUUGUUUGUUUGCUUGUUUUUUUUUUGUCAACUGCUUCCCAGAGUCCUAAAAUGAUAGAAAUUUCGGACUGAAAGCUGAGAGUAAGGAAUUUGAGUCAGUAAAGAUCGGGGUAAGGGAGUAGAGAAGACUCAGAAGUAUCUCAAAGAGACUGACCAGGAGCAGGAAUGGAAAGCCCAAGAGAAAGGGUGGAGGAGGGGAUUUAACAAUAGCAAUGAGAAAAAUUCUUAAAUAACGCCAAAGAAAAAAAUGGUAUGUCCUUGCCAGAGAACACUUAUACACUUGACAUGGAAGAAUAUGCCUGUUUUUCUCCUUAAGGAAGAGACCCCUCUUCUUAUCUGCAAACCUCAGGACACUCAGCCCCUCCCACCCCCUUUUCUGCAGUACAUGAGACCUGAAUCAAGAGAGCCUUUCCUUGAAUAAUUGGAGUUUGUUUUGAGAGGCACAUAUCCCCAAGAAUCACAAGGUUUGGGGAACACAUGGGUCUUUUAUAUAGCCCAACCCCAUAAAUUAGUUUAAUUUUAUAUUUAUCAUUCCAUAUUGAGCCCUCUAUAUCAAAUGUUUUGUCAUGACUUUGUAUAAUGUUUAUAACUAUCUUAUUCAUUUUACUAAACUCAUUCUAAAAUUUUGUAAAUGAUAAAUUCUUAAACUGUGGAAACCAUUGAAGGUGCUUAUUAACUGUUCCCCAGAUUUGUACAAGUAUUGGAUGAUUAUUUGAGUUUACAGCUGUAUAAAUAUUAGUGCAGAAAAUAAAUUUUUUUUUUUUGUUAAAAAAUCUCCCUCUAUCUUGUAUGAAUGAAGAUAUUUAAUCUCGGGAGGCAGAUUCACAAUGGAAAGAUAG